Messenger RNA from Boleophthalmus pectinirostris (great blue-spotted mudskipper), 496 nucleotides. RefSeq names its product translocase of inner mitochondrial membrane 8 homolog B (yeast) (gene timm8b). NCBI's taxonomy places the organism in Eukaryota, Metazoa, Chordata, Actinopteri, Gobiiformes, Gobiidae. The transcript is spliced from 2 exons. Bases 146 to 415 code for a protein of 89 amino acids. The record is from RefSeq and is a predicted model, not a curated record.
UCUGUCGGCUUGCACAGUGCAUUUGGAGCUUUACAAUUGAUUACGUAUCAGGAGUGUUUCGAUAUUGCCGCAUUCAUCUGCUCUGAAGCCGAAGGUCAUUAGAUUUUAGCCGGUAACGUUUUAUAAACCUUUUUGUAACAUCAACAUGGACAAUUUUGAUAACCUGAGCCCGUCGGAAAAGGCAGAGGCGACAGAGCUGCAGCGCAUGAUUGCCAUUGAGCAACAGAAAGCACAGUUUCAGGCACAGGUGCACAGCUUGACAGACGUCUGCUGGGACAAGUGUGUAGACACUCCAGGCUCAAAGUUAGACUACAGGACGGAGACGUGCUUAGUGAGCUGUGUGGAGCGAUUCAUCGACACCACUUUGACCAUCACCAACCGCUUCUCACAAAUGGUCCAGAAAGGAGCACAUUAACAAUGGACUAAAUCUGCUCUAAUAGGAGUUAUUGGACAGUUUGUUUCAUAACCUAUAUGUAAAAUAAAGAAGAAGAUCAUA